AUGCCCGAUCGCGAUGUCACGGUGUGUAACGCGAUGAUGAAAUCACUCGCGGAGGACGAUCGGUUGCUGCUAGCGCGCCGGCUGUUCAAUCAAAUGCCCGAAAGAGAUGUGGCGUCCUGGAACACGAUGAUCCAAGUGAAUGCCAUUCACGGGCAUCUUGGAGAGUCGCGGCGGCUCUUCCGUGCGAUGCCGCAGAGGAACAUCAUCUCCUGGACGGCGAUGCUAGCGGCGGAGGAGAGCGAUCUCGCCGCCGCCAAGAUCACAUUCGCGGGGAUGCCCGAGUGGAACGUCGUCUCCUGGACGGUGAUGAUCACGGCGCUGGCACAGGCCGGGCUAGCGCGCGAGGCGGCGGUGCUAUUCGCCCAGCUCCCGGAGCAAAACAUCGUCUCCAUCACCGCCAUGAUCUCGGGGCUCGGCGCCGCGGGAUCGAUCGACGAGGCGCGCAGCCUCUUCGAUCGAAUGCCCGCCCGGAACCAAGUCUCCUGGAGCGCGAUGAUCCAAGCCUACGCGCAGAAUGGCUACAUCGACGAGGCGCGAUCGAUUCUAGACGCGAUGCCGGCGAUGGAUUCCGUGGCCUGGAACACGAUGAUCGCGGCGUAUGCCCAAGAUGGGCAAAUCGAGGAAGCGCUCGCGAUGCUCAACCAGGUCCCCUGCGCGAGCCCACUGCCCUACACGGUGGUGAUCUCCGCGAUGGCGCAAGAAGGAGCCCUAAUCCCCGCCACGAAGCUCUUCUCGCGGAUCCCCAACCACGACACGGUCUCGUGGACGGCGAUGGUGGCGGCGAAUGCCCAGAACGGGCAUGGCAGGGCGGCGCUAGGGUUCUUCCGGGCGAUGGAUCUCGAGGGCGUGGCGGCGGACGAGAUCACGAUCCUGAGCGUGCUGAGCGCUUGCGGGCACGAGGGAUUGCUGGCCGAGGGCUGGAGCUACUUCGUCCUCCUGGGCGACGAUCGGGGGAUGGCCGCGAGCGUGGAGCACUUCUACUGCAUGGUGGAUGUGAUCGGGCGCGCGGGGCGGCUCCAGGAGGCCGAGGAUCUGAUCGCGAGCAUGCCAUUCGUGCCCAAUGUGGUGCCGUGGACGAGCUUGCUCGCGGCGUGCCGGACGCACGGCGAUGCGCACAGGGGGGCGCGCGCCGCGGAUCGUGUUCUUGAGUCGCGAUUUGGGGCGAUCGAUGUGCCCUACGCGCUGAUUUGCAACGCCUACCUCGGCGCUGGGAGGAUCCAGGACGCCGAGAUGGUGCGCCGGAUGAUGAGGGAGCAGCAAUUGGGGCUGGGCGCGCGGAGGAGGAGAAGAGUCGCUCUCUCGCAAAGUACGGAUUGCUUUGCCCUAGAGAUUUAG
Messenger RNA from Selaginella moellendorffii, 1335 nucleotides. RefSeq names its product pentatricopeptide repeat-containing protein At4g02750. The record is from RefSeq and is a predicted model, not a curated record. Gene Ontology annotation, molecular function: RNA binding; protein binding. NCBI's taxonomy places the organism in Eukaryota, Viridiplantae, Streptophyta, Lycopodiopsida, Selaginellales, Selaginellaceae. Gene Ontology annotation, biological process: RNA modification. The transcript has a single exon. The coding region runs from base 1 to 1335 and encodes 444 amino acids.